AUGGCGAAGGCUACCACGAAGAACCCGCCCACGAAGAAAAAUGUGCCCAAGAAAGAUCCCGCUGCCAACCCCGCGUUCAAGUGGCAGAUGGGAGGGCUGAUCGCGGGCAUCAUCGUGGCUCUCGCUUCGACGACUGAACCAGGGAGACAGGCGCUGAGGUCGGUUGGUCUGGAGGAUGUGGUUCUCCACUACACGAGAGGAAAGUCACGCUCGCCCAAAGCCCGAGUGGAUCAGCAGCCGCUGCCGGAGAAGGCGGUGGAGGUGAUCCCCUCGGUGUGCCUCACACAGCCGUGCAAGGUCAAAGUUUUCCACAACGGCGAGCACGAGGGGGGGAAGAGCUUCACGGUGUCCCCGGCGGAUGUGGAGGGCCUGCAAGACCUCGGGGAGUGGCUAGGGCCCAAGAUGGAGUGCGUUAGCCAGGGGAUGAGGAGAGACGAGCCGAAGUACUGCAAGGUUUUCAACAGGGUGGGAGUGCGCGUUCCCUCCAUGGCCUCCGUGGAAGACGGGGAGACGCUCUACGUGGUCCCGCAGAACCGGAACUUCGUGUGGCCGACCGUCAAGAUCGGCCGGAAGGUGACGGUGCCGCACGUCAAGUCCCCGCUGGGCGCGGAGGUUGUUCUGGAGACCCUCUCGCACUCCCCUCGAGUGUUCUCCUUGUACAACUUCAUGGACAUGGAGGAGGCCGACAGCAUCAUCGAGGACGCCCUGGGCAUGACGCAGGAGGCCUACCGCCUCAAGCGGUCCUCGACGGGCACGAAGGGCAAGGCCAUCAGCAAGACCCGCACCAGCGACAACGCCUUCGUCACCCACACCAAUACCGCUCAGGCCUUGAAACGGCGCAUCUUCCAGCUGCUGGGGAUCGAGGAGUACCACGAGACCUGGGCCGACGGGCUUCAGGUGCUGCGGUACAACGAGAGCCAAGCGUACGUCGCCCACUUCGACUACCUCGAGAGCGCUGAGGGGCACGACUUCAAGUCGGAAGGGCUCGGAACCAACAGGUUCGCCACGGUGGUGCUGUACUUCAACGAUGUGAGAGAGGGAGGAGAGACGGUCUUCACGCAUGCCCCGGGCAUCGACCACCACCUCGUGCCCGACACAAAGGUUCCCGUUCGAGAGGUGCUUGAGAACCUUGACCUUCCGCGGAGCGGCUGGGAGGAGAAGCUCUUGCUGCAGUGCCGACGGCACAUGGUGGUGGCACCCAAGAGGGGUCAGGCGGUGUUGUUCUACAACCAGCACCCGGAUGGGAGGAAAGAUCUGUCCAGCGAGCACGGUGCUUGCCCGGUGAUCGACGGCCAGAAGUGGGCCGCCAACCUGUGGGUAUGGAACGGUCCGAGGUACGGUCUCUCGAGCGUCGACCCUGAGACCGGCAGGACUGUGGACAAGGCGGGCAACAACAUCGUGCCCGACCCCACCUUCCAGGUGCAGGCAGCGUUUCUGAACGAGGACGUCGAGGGGGCAUCCCUGUGGUUCGACGGGAAGCAGCUGUGGAUGGACAGGGACUGGAGGAUCGGAGAGACGUUCAAGAUCAACACCUUCUUGACUCACCGAUGGGUAGUCAAGGUCAACGGCGCCGAGGUCAAGACCUGGCUCGUCAGCGAAAGAACAAAGGACCAGAGCUUCGUACUCUCGAAGGCGAGCUUGGCGUGACCCGAUCUAUAUGCCAGGAGUCACGCAUCGGCGUUGGGAGGGUAAAAGUACUACGGAGUUUGUCACAUGGCACGGUGGGCAUGCAGGGACAGCAACAGUUUCUUCUUUUCAAGUUUUGUCAUCUGCGAGUAGGGGGAAUUGCGGAGCUGUAGAAGUAGCAGCAGUGCUGUGUGCAUUGCGAGACAAGUCUGGGCGUUGCGCGUGUUGUUGCGAGCUGGAGGAAACAGGGAGAAGCAGGACCGACAACAGCGGCCUUUUUUGGGCAUUCCGAGAGCAUUGCGAGUACUGUGUGGUCUCAAACGCCGGGGUAAUGAGGGCUUUGUCAUGCUCAUGGAGUGGCGUGACGAGCUAGAACGUUACGACGGAUCAGAUCAUUUGUGCCCUUUCCUGCUCGCUUUGUGGGCACACCUACGACGUGAAGAUUGACCACGAGAAAAUACUGGGGGCGUUUUGACCUUCCUAGGACAAGCACACACCAGCCAUUGUUGAUCUCCGGGUCGCGUCGCGUUGCACUUGGGUCAGCGUGUGCCAGCAUGACCGGCAAGCGGGCCUCGCGGCCGCGGGACGCGGGGAAUUGUAGCGCGGGAGUGUGUAUGUAGAGCAAGUGCUUGAAUGGGUUGUCCCCUUUUCGUGAUCGCAGUUCGAACACCGUUCGGGGAUAGGCUUACCCUGGUUGUAUCCUUGUGUUCGUCCGUGGUUGUUUGUUUGUGUCUUCGAUCUUUUCCUUGUCGAAUAGGUUUGCAUGUUGCAAUUGAUUCGUUUUUUGAGUAUCCUCACAUUGUGCGAAUGUUGAAAUCAAGCAUAUGGUACUGUAGUCUCUGUGACCUUGUCCCCGACGGCAGUAUGCCACCAACUGGAGUGUUUUCUUUUGGCGGCAAGCAGCGUGGGAAACGAGACAAUGCGCCGGCCGUUUCCUCGUACGAUGAGUUCAGAAUCUGCCUCAAGGACAAGGUUUUCCUCUGUUCCGGCAGCCGUACGAUGGCGGUGUGAAUUGAAAGUUUUUUCACUUGCGGAUCAUAAGCAAGCGCGGUUUCAACGAUGCACCAACGACCAAAAAUCGCGAGGCUGAUUGAGAAUGGGGGGUUUCUCGAACUGUCAUGGGCCUCUUGUGGUUGAGUGCUCUGUGUGGGCUACCCUUUUCUAUGUGGCCGGCCUAGGGGCAAAGCCACAAGGGAGACCACAGGGCGACACAAGUCAGUCGCCCCAUGAGAUGUCAUGUAGGUCUGUGGAGUUGCGGGGUGGUCCUCGAUAAGCAUAAGCAUGCCCCCCUCAGGCACGGCUUGGGGGCUGAUCGGUCAAGAGCAAUACGCCAUGGUAGCCCACCUUUGUCAUCGUGUCAUCUCGCGCCUGUUUCGUAAUAUCCUCGCACUCUCAUUCACACGCUUGGACGGGGU
Ectocarpus siliculosus is the source of this 3041-nucleotide messenger RNA. Lineage: Eukaryota; Phaeophyceae; Ectocarpales; Ectocarpaceae. The record is from the annotation of a GenBank genome assembly.